AUGUCUGAAAACACAUCAACUACUACAAAUCCAACACCACAAAACAAUCAAUCCAAUGUUUUCUUGCCUCAAAGUCGUGUCCGGCAUGAGUGGUAUCAAAAUGAAAAUUACGUGAAUAUUAGCAUAUUUAUCAAGAAUGUAAAAAAAGAAACAGUCAAGAUUGACGUUAAUGAACGCUUGGUUUCUGUUUCAAUUAAAUUACCAAUGGGCUCUGAUUAUUCCCUUGAACUUGAUCCUUUAGCGCAUGAAAUUAUUCCAAGUGAGAGCAAAUAUGAAGUCCUUUCUACGAAAAUUGAGAUCAAAUUGAAAAAGGCACAACCUGGCGUGAAAUGGGGUGUUCUCGAGGGAGAAGACUCUCUUGCCGGCACAAUUAGUAGUGGUGAUGGCAAACUGACGUAUCCAUCAUCGUCACGAAAAGCCAAAAAUUGGGAUGAAUUAGAGCGAGAAAUCUCCAAAGAAAAAGAAAAACCAGAAGGCGAAGAAGCUUUAAAUGCAUUAUUUCAACAAAUCUAUAGUAAUGCAGAUGAUGACACAAAGAGAGCAAUGUUAAAAAGUUAUACCGAAAGUAGUGGCACAUGUCUUAGUACAAACUGGAGCGAAGUAAAGAAGGGGAAAGUGGAAACAAAAGCGCCAGAAGGAAUGGUUGCGAAAAAGGUAAUGUGA
This is a messenger RNA of Ambispora leptoticha, 663 nucleotides long. Lineage: Eukaryota; Fungi; Glomeromycota; Glomeromycetes; Archaeosporales; Ambisporaceae. The record is from the annotation of a GenBank genome assembly.